Aegilops tauschii subsp. strangulata is the source of this 5794-nucleotide messenger RNA. RefSeq lists its product as uncharacterized. The record is from RefSeq and is a predicted model, not a curated record. NCBI's taxonomy places the organism in Eukaryota, Viridiplantae, Streptophyta, Magnoliopsida, Poales, Poaceae.
CCCGCCCGGGCCCGAACCGCACCGCCUCCCGCAGCUCCCUCCUGCCCUCGCUCCCCUCGCGCCCGCAAGUCGCGUCGCCGGCGAUCCACACCUCUGCCACGCCCCGCCGCCGGCGACCUUCACCGCCGGACCUCCGGCCACUCCGCCGCCUCGCCCCUCUGCCUUCUCCUCCUUCUCCUCCUUCCUCUCGAUCUCCUCUCACAUCUCUCCCUCUUUCUCGCUGAACAGGGACCUCCACGAGGGCCAUGGCGCCGCCGGCCCUCAAUCUCGCCGGAUCCGGCCGCCUCCACGCCAAAUCCGCCGAAAAUGGAUCCACCCCGGCCAGAUCCGCCCGGAUCCGACCGGGCCUCCUGCCGUACGACGCCUCAUCGAGGAGUACAACAGCUGCCCCAUGCCAGCCAAGAUCCUCCAGAUCCUCUCCACCCAACCGCCGUCAUUGCAGGAGGACUUUGACGAGUGGCUCACCAAAAAGCUUCCCCAAAUCCUACAAGAGGCUCAGGUUAGACGAGCCGCUGACAAAGACACACCUCUAUUCUGAAUUUUUACUUGCAAAGAUGGACCAUCAGCUACAGAAUAUGUUGGCUAAACUCUCACAGGUUUGGAGCCGACCACGGAAGUCACAGUUUAAGAGCUCGAGGAGGAGGGGCAUGUGGAGGUUUCCGCCGCCAGUGGCUGCACUGCUGGUCUUCGUCGCCUGCUGCUGUCAGAUCCAGCAUGACCUAUCCUAUCGGUUCUCCAUCGCUUCACUCUGCUUCAUGUGCAUAUGUGCGGAGAAUAUGACGACCCGCCCCUGUUCUUCACCAGCCACACUCUCCCUUAUGCGCACAAUAACCAUCAUCGCAGAAGCUUAGCUGAUAGGCGGUGAGCUUUUUGGAGGAAGCGGAGACGAAGAUUUCUAUUGGCCAAAAAGAUGGAGGCGCCAUGGGAAGCACUGACGAGCAACAGUCUCAGCCGAUGCAUCGACGAGCUGAGGCGGGCUUCCAAUAGAGAAAUAAGGAGGAUAAUAAGACUAUUGGAGGUCACCAUUCAAGGAUUUUGAUAUCUGAAUGUUAUGACAAUAGCCCUCCGCGUCCUGGUGGCCACUGUAUGCUGCAGCGAAGGGCACACUUCAAUUAGUGUGCAGGCAAAUGCGCUGAUCCCGGGUGUGAUUUGACAUUGUGAUUUGCAGUUUAUCAAGGUCGUCAUUAGCCGAGCCGUUCCUAUGCUUCGAUACACAUGCCUGAAUCUGGAUACACUCCAGUGCUGAUGGUAAUACUUUCAGUCACUCACAAACAAUAAGCUUCAGCAUACAAAGCAGAGCCCAAUGCUAUUGGAUUGGUGUGCUGGUAUGCAAUUCCUUGUACAUUUUACUUCUAUAUAGGAUUUCCGAUUACUGGGUGCAAACUUUGUACAAGGCAGUCUGAGCUACCACUUGGUGAAGAUGCGAUCCAAUAUGUUCAGUGAUACCCUUUUUUGUGUGUAGGGAAUCACUGAUAUGAUACAACUAUUUGUUAUCUGAAUUUUUGAAUAUAUGUACACCCAUGGUGAUGUUUCGGUGCUCAUUUAUAAAGCAUUCGUCUAUGAAUGAAUUUUCUGAAUAUUACCACAUGCAAUGUGUAUGUAUGAUAAUAGUAGUACACUUGCGAUGAUGCAAAACACUUUUGAUGAUGUUGUUCAAGUAUUGUACUACAGUUCCAUUCAAGUCAUUUUUUCCACGGGCAUUUGUACUUAUAUAAAUAUAUACAUAUACAACACUCUUAUAACGUAGUAAGUCUUUUGGUCAAAUAAGCUACUUAGCAACUCAACUUUGCACGUCGCUUUGCGGGCAUCGCCGCUGUCACCUCGUCCGCCAGCAUCAGCGCUGGCAGCAAAGACAACAAGCCAUCAGGUGAGUUCAUCAUUAUCUCCUUCCACCUGCCAUGUAUAAAUUAAGAAAUAAUACAUUGAUUUACAAAAAAUACUCAGUGUAACCUUAUUUCUGACUUUUACAAAAUUAGAUCAACAAAAUAUUGCAUAAUGCCACUGGAGCAGGUUAUAUUUCAUUUUUCGCCCGGUGCAACGCACGGGCAUUUGUACUAGUGAUUUCCAAAAAAUUCUACAUCAUUUCCGAUCGACAAUAUGUCAUUUACAUAUACUUAUCAAAAAGGUUGUAGUGCUCCCUGAUGUCUACUACGCAACCUUCUUCUUGUAUACAAUAGAUCUGGUACACAACAUGGUCCGGAUAGCCCUCUGUUGUUUAAUAGUGUGGAGAGAUUCAUAAGCAAUCAGAGUAUUAUCAAUAAUAAGUCUGUCAGGCACAAAGGCACUCUGAAACUCAAAAAUGACAACGGGUAGAAGUAACUUCAGACGAUUAGCCAAAACUUUGGAGGCAAUCUUAUAAAGAAAAUUACACAGACUAAUCGGAUGAAAAUUCUUUAAAUGAUUGGCUCUUGCAAUUUUUGGAAUAAGCAUAAUCACUGAGUCACAAAAAGCAUCAGCAAUGGACCUUCCCUCCAAUAAACUUCUGACCGCCGUCGCCCAAAAAAAUUCCAAUGAGUGGUAGAAUAGGGCGGGAAGGCCAUCCGGACCAUGAGCCUUUGUAGGCCCCAUGUGAAAAAGAGUUGUCUUGAUCUCUUCAUUACUGUAGGGUUUACAUAAAUCAACAAUCAUCUCAUUAGUAAAUUUAUGCGAAAUAGCAUAAAAAACAACGUUAGCAUCAUCACAAGGAUCGGAAGUGAAAAGGUUCUCAUAAGAUUUAUGCAUCAUACUUUUAAUCUCCAUUUGUGAAUCACAAAGAGAACCAUCAUCCCGGACAAAACAGUGAACUUUGUUAGUACAUUUCCGAGCUGUAGCACGAGCAUGGAAGAAAUUUGUAUCCCGGUCUCCCUCACGGAGCCAGCCCAUCCUGGAGCGUUGCCUCGCCUUAAUCUCCUUACAGAGUAGUGAUUCAAUUGAUCUUUCAUCCGCUAAAGAAGUCGCAGUGACCGGUGCAGAUCUAAUGGUACCUAGCGGUGUUUCAACUUUAAAAUCUGCUUGCGAAUAGACCCAAAAGAGUCACGACUCCAAAUCUUGAUAGCACUCGUCACAUGGUGUAGGUCAUGGUUAUUAGGUUAGGGGAGUAUAGUAUUUUCUUUUAUAUCACGUUGGGCUCUUUUGCAAGUAAAUAUUAAUGAGAAUUGAGCGUAGCUCAGUCGGCAAGGCGCCGGAGUUCGCGGCCAGCCCAUCAGGGUUCAAGUCUCGGCUUGAGUGCGUGGUGCUCACGGAGUUUUCUUCUAUAAAAAAAAUGCCAACAGGCUAGUCUAGCCCGGGUUGGUCACUUUUUUUAAAAGUAAAUAUUAAAAAAAAGUUAUUCCGUGGAAGGUUUCCAUGUUGCAUGAUGGGUGCGGGCUGACGUACGUGCAUGUGAGCGUUCGUUCGGGAGUUCGUUCUCCGCGCCGCACCUCCGAUCCUCCGAAGCCAGUCGGUUGCACGCAAUAUCGCCCGGAGCCGAUUCGGCCGCACGCGCGGCUAAAGGCUGCCAACAUCGGCAAGGUCGCGGAUUUCGUUGGCCCCGCAGCGCUCUCGGCGCAGUGGACACCGCCGGGCAAUGGCCACGUCGUCGACGCUGAGCCAGACGCAGCGGUACGCUGCGGGUGCGCUCCUCGCGCUCGCGCUCCGCCAGGCGCAGAUCCACCAGCGCGUCCUUCUCGGCUCCCACGGCCUCGACGAGGGCCCGGACCCUGAGACGGCCGUCCUCUCCAGCGACGACCCCGACGGCCGCGACCUCUGGACCCACGACUCCCGCGGCCUCCUCCGCCCCGUCCUCAGGUUUCUCGAGAUCGACCCCAAGGCCUGGCCGGGCGUGGAGAAGACGGCGGCGACAUCCGAGCCCAAGCACCACAUUGGAGCCUUCCUCCGGAAAGUGUUCGAGGACGAAGACGACGGCGAGAAGGCCGCCGCCGAUAGGUCCGACCUCGAGCUCGCGCUCGCCAAAGCCGUCGACGCGAUGGCGAUGGGCCUGGAGAACGACGUUGCAGCGGGCAACUUGUUCAAACAACACGUGUUCGGCGCCGACAAUGACGAAGAACCGGCUGACGACGGGUCGCCGUCGUCGCCGGGCGGCGGCGGGCGCUCCAAGGACUACCGGAAGAUGGCGGUGCUGUACAUGCUCCUCUCAGCCUGCGUGGCGGACGUGAACAUGGACGAGGACGGCAUGGGAUCCCCCCGCAUCAGGAAGGGCUACGACGCCCGCCACCGCGUUGCGCUCCGGCUGAUCGCGACUUGGCUCGACGUCAAGUGGAUCAAGAUGGAAGCUAUCGAGAUAAUGGUUGCUUGCUCUGCUAUGGCUGCAGCGAAAGAGGAAGAGAAAUCGCGUGAAAGUACGUCGCCGAGAAGCAGGUGGCAGAAAUGGAGGCGCGGGGGGAUCAUCGGCGCCGCCGCCUUGACCGGAGGGACGCUCAUGGCCAUCUCCGGGGGUCUAGCUGCUCCAGCGAUUGCUGCAGGGUUCACUGCUCUUGCUCCGACGUUGCACGCACUUGUCCCUGUUAUUGGGGCUAGCGGAUUUGCUGCUAUAGCCACUGCUGCUGGACACACCGCUGGCUCAGUAGCAGUUGCUGCAUCAUUUGGAGCUGCUGGAGCUGGGUUAACUGGUUCCAAAAUGGCCAAAAGAAUUGGGAAUGUGAAAGAAUUCGAGUUCAAAGCCCUCGGCCAGAACCAUAACCAGGGUCGCCUAGCAGUCUGCAUCAUGGUUUCUGGAUUCGCUUUUAAUGAAGACGAUUUUUUAAAGCCGUGGGAAGGAUGGAAAACUAACUUAGAGAGGUACAUUCUUCAGUGGGAGACUAAGCAUAUAAUUGCCUUGAGUACAGCAAUACAGGAUUUUCUCGCAUCAAGAUUUGCAAUGGAGCUGAUGAGGGAAGGCGCGAUGCAGACUGUGUUAAGCGGUAUAAUUUCAGCAUUUGCAUGGCCUGCUACCUUGGUAGCUGCUGCAGAUUUUAUUGACAGCACAUGGUCCGUUGCUAUUGACAGAUCAGAUAAGGUUGGGAUAAUGCUUGCUGAAGUGUUGCUCAAUGGACUGCAAGGAAGCAGGCCUGUCACUCUCAUAGGUUUUUCACUCGGUGCGCGUGUCGUGUUCAAAUGUUUGCAGGAAUUAGCUCUUUCGGGCAAUAACGAGGGAAUCGUCGAGAGGGCUGUGCUGAUAGGUGCACCGAUUUCAGUUAAUGACGAGUUGUGGGGGCCUGCCAGGAAGAUGGUUGCUGGAAGGCUUGUGAACGUGUACUCCACCAAGGACUGGAUCCUCGGCGUCACUUUCCGGGCGAGUCUGCUCACGCAAGGCUUGGCUGGCAUCCAGGCGGUCCAAGUCCCCGGAGUUGAAAAUGUUGACGUUAGCGAGCUCGUCGUCGGGCACUCCUCCUACCUGGGACUCAUGCAGCAGAUCCUGGAGCAGCUGGAGCUGAAUACUUACUACCCGGUGUUCUCCCCCUCCACGCCCAGGUCCAGCACGCCCAGAUCGAAAUAACCGCGAUGAACUUCUGCUACUCAGGAACGGUGUUAUCUGUGAUGAAUGUAGUCACCAAAGGCUGUAGCUAAUAAAGGAAACUUUUGUUGUAAGGGAAAGGAAAAAACGAUCAGGGUACUUGUAGUCCGUUUUAUCCAUAAGUCUCAGCAUUUUCAUAGAAAUGUUUGACUAGCGAAAUACACAUGCGAGUAAAAAGCUGACACCGUGAGUUUAGAAGAUAUGUCAUUUUAUGCCGGAUCAAACUAUUCAACUCAAGAUCGGAUCGCAUUCCUUGUGGUUAGGAGCAACAUUGUCAGGUUUGAAAAUUGGGUGGGUUGAGCAUGAGAAUUGUUUGUCCCUGUA